CCGGGCGCUCACUGCUCGUCGAUUCGCCGAGCGAUCGACAUCGAGUGUUCCCCCGUCGAUCGAGACAGAGAGAGAGAGGAUUUUUCGUCCACGGAGGAUCACCUCGUACGGAAGAGAAAUAUUUAAAAAGAAGUAAAUAACAGAGAAGAACGAGACGCAGCGAUCCGGCUCCUCUCCCUACCCGGUGAUUCCAGUCAGUGGUGAAAAAGAAGCUUCAGGAGAAGAAUGGAGAAGGAUCAGCCGGAUUCCUUGGCGACCGUGGCCGUCGUCUCGGAGAAGAUGGCACAGCCUCACAGCAAUUACGCGCCCAGCGAGGUUUACUCCUCCGCCGAGCCACCUCCGGCGUACAUGAGGCCGAAGAGCACGGCGGUUCAAAUCGCGAGGAUCGCGGCCAUCACGUUGGUGACGAUGUCCUUCGUCUUUGGUAGCUUCUUCCUGGCCGCCUCUUGGGUCCAGGCACGAGCAACCUGCACCCCCGAAUCGAUCGCCGCGAUGCAGGCGGAACUCAGGCUCCAGCAACAGCAACAACCCUCCGUUGUUUAUCAACAAAGCGAGUUCUUGAAGCACCUGCAACCGGAGGCACUCAUCCAGGAGUCCAGCGCGACGAAAGAGAUUCAGCAGAGUCUCGCGGAGCAAACACCGACGAAGAAGGAGCCCGAACCGGACACCAAGGACAUAAAAGUGCAGAAGGACGACGAGAAUAAUUCGAAGCCGGACAACGAGAACGGCGACCAUGACGAGGACGACGAUGACUACGACGACGACGAGUUCCCCCCCGUCCAUAUCAAGUUGCCCCUUCAGUUCGACUUUGACGAAAUUGCAGGCACUCUGAUUCAGGAGGCACGCAGCAGAGUUUCCUGCGUGGUGGAAAGACGAAGGGCUGACCAGGUGAUGGACGGUGCUAACAACAAUAACGUGGACAACGGUACCGACUCUCGCUACCAAAGACUCAGCGGUGAACGCGUUGCUAUUCUCUGCGAGUCUGGCAAUCCUCAACAGGAGCAACAGGAGCAAGAGAUGCUGACCCCGAUCAUCAUUCCUCUGGGAACCGUCCAGGUGCCUCUUCAGCCCCAGGAGCCAAACACAGGCUACCAUCAGUAUCAGGUCCACACUCAGUACCAAGUACCUGACAUGCAGCAGUUACCUCUCAGCGACCCACGCGGGAUGAACAACAUCCCGCCAGGUGUCUUCCCUCCUGACAUGCGCAAUCUGCCCCAAGUGAACGUGGAGAUGAGGCCGCCGCGGAUGGGACCGCAAGCGCCCAUGAUGGGAUCCCAGGCGCCCAUGAUGGGACCCCAGAAUCCCGCGAUGGGACCUCAAAUCGAAGUGCGUCGAAUCCCCAUCGAGGUGCGUCAGUUCCCCAUGAAUUUGGUGAGAGGUAUGCGACCGCCAAUGCCUCAGGAACCGCAACAAGUGAUGUACCAACAGGUGGAACAGACACCUGGGAUGUACGGUCAGGAACAGGGUCCGGUGAUGAUGCCUCCUCCAGCUCCACAGCCGGAGGGUCAGGUUCACGAGCAAAGGGUGAUCCCACACGUGAUGAUCCCGCAAACCGAGCAGCGGCCACCUCAAGUGCAACCUCAGAUGCCACCUCAGAUGCCACCUCAGGCCCAACCUCAGCCUCAGCCGCAACCACAGCCACAGCCUCAAGCACCCGAGCGACCACGGUCUCCCUUCCAAGGAAUUCCGUUCGAAAUUCGAAGGAUCAUCCAGCAAGUGCCUUUAGAAAUAAAGAAUAUCAUUCAGCACAUCACUGGUGAAGCGAGACCAGUCUCUGUUCAAGUACCUGAAGGUGCUCGCCGCGAGAACGUGCAGGAGUUCAAACCGUUCCCGGAAGGCGCGCAGCCCAUUCCUCUGGGACUUCCACUUCCGGUAGAGGUGCGAAAUCUAUUGGAGCAUGGAAAUAUCGAGGGUCGUCAGCGACCGGAUGGCUCCAACGAGCAACAGGAAGCUAAGCCUUUCCCUGGACCGGAAGACGACAGCGAGGAAGAAAGGAACUUCCCUGUGCCGGCGGAAAUUCGUAACAUAAUUCACCAGGUCGUAGAGGGCAAUGCUUUCCCAGUGCCAAGAUUCGCUCUGCCGUUGAGACCCGUGGAGUCUUUGGAAAUACCUGUGGAAGCUCGCGCUGAAGUCACGGACGGGCAAAACUCCGAACAAGAAUCGGAGCAUCGACAACAGGAACAACAACAGACCCACAUGAUGAUUCACCAGCAGCAACAGCAACAGAUGCAGCAGCAACAGCAACAGCAACAACAACAACAACAGGAACAAGAAGAAGAAAGUCGUCCACAUUAUGUGCAACCGCGUUCGGUGCGUUCCAUUCCGGAUGCGUUCGCCCAUCGCCGUGAGAAACGCGUCCGUCGUUGCGCCUGCGAUUGCGCUUGUUAAUUCUGCGUCCAGAGAAUAAUCGGAUCGAGUUUCCCUGUCUCGUGUCCGAUCGAAGCAAAAAUGUCCUUAAAAAAAAAAGAAAAAGGCAUCUUUGAAGCACGUUUGACCAGUUUCUGUGACCCCCCAAAAAAAAGAAUCAUGUACAUUUUCAGGAAAUCCCUACGCAUCUUGCAUUUCGAUGAGUCUCGAUCGCAUACCCACGACCCAGGUGCCCGACAGAGAAGCAGAAUUGGGAACAGAGUCGCAGAGAUUAAAAAAAAAAAAUGUUUUAUUAAGUUCCGUAGUUAUUAUCACGCUCGUAAAACAGCAGCGAGGCCCAGCGUUUCGUUCAGGCAAUACCCCGUGACACGUUGGCAAACAAUGGAGUAAUAAAAGUGAACUACGACUGAGUCGUAAAAAAAAACAAAAAAAAAAAAAAAGGAAAAACAGUAAUUUACAUCGAAAGAACAAACGUCUGAGUGGUGGGAGGGAGACCCAUUGAUACCAGUGAUAUUAUUCGAGCAAACGCAUACACCGGUGGAGACGCCUUGACUUUGUUAUUAAAGUUUUCGCCUCUCUUGAUAACGGCUGUACGCUGGGAGAAAAUGGGAGACAGAAAUAAAAUCUGUGAUCGUUUCUUUCAGUCUCGUU
Colletes gigas is the source of this 3018-nucleotide messenger RNA. Its product is annotated as bromodomain-containing protein 4. The record is from RefSeq and is a predicted model, not a curated record. The transcript is spliced from 9 exons. Lineage: Eukaryota; Metazoa; Arthropoda; Insecta; Hymenoptera; Colletidae. The coding region runs from base 226 to 2388 and encodes 720 amino acids.